AAAAGGUUUCACUGCAUUUUUGGUUUUCAUAAUCUUAAGGGCUUGAAAAUAAGGGGAAAAAAUCGUUAUUUUAUUCCACCAUGGUGUGUUGUUGUGGUUAUAACAUGACCUGCUCGUGAAGCGCGUACCCGGAUAUUUAAAACUAAAUGAAAAACCUCAAAUCUAAGGAAAAUAACCACAAACUAUAUCACAUGACUUCUCAAAGCGUGCUGGGAGCCUGUCAGGUAAGCGUCCGUGCUUCCACAACAUCACGUGAUUUCCCAUCACCAACUUCCCGCGGUGCUGCAUUCAUGACCGCCGGUCUAAUUAUUUUGUCUGUCCGGCUGUAUUUAAUGCUGUGUGUCAAACGAAGUUUACACUUUAUAACUUGUCGGACUGGUCAACAACAAACUCAAAGCGACCGAGUGGAAAAUGUUUCUAAGUGUUGUUGGUGUGUAAAGUCGCUUUGAUCAAAGGAACGACACAGGAACAGGAGAGAGUUCGGGAUUACCGGAGGUUCAUGAAGGCAGCGGGGCGGCAGCAGCGGGUUUCGGUCCUGUGACAGCGCUAACGGACGCAUAUCGGGACGCUCACCGGGACAGGUAACGCGCACGGACUCAUUGAUCGGUUACUACCAGCCUGGAGCUUUGAUCUUUUACCAGCUAACACAGAGGGUGCUAGCCCGUUAGCCUGUUAGCCCGUUAGCCUGAGAUGAGGAGGAAUUUCCGGCGAGUGGGCGGUUUGAGAAAAACACGAAAACUUGAAUCUGCGGACCAGUGACGCUUCAUGGGGGCUUUAUCUCUCCGUAACAGAAAGUGAAAGCAGCUGCUGUCUGUCCGUUGAGGAGCUGAUGGAAGCUCGGCAGAUGUGCUCCAGCUGUCAUGACCGCUCUCAUCUGGAUGCUCUCAUGGCUACCUCUGACCCUGCCAGCUGUAGGUACCCUCCCAAAGCCCGUCAACAUCUCCCUGACAUCACUCAACUUCAGUUAUAUACUGAAAUGGGAGGCGGGACCAGGCACACCUCCAGGGGUCUACUAUAACGUCGAAUACACAACUGAGAGAAAACAUGGCUGGGACCCGGUGGCCGGCUGUGAGCGCGUGCAGAAGCCUCUGGUUUGUGACUUGACGGCGGCGUUCUCCGUCCUAACGGAGACGUACCUUACAAGGGUUGGAGCUCAGCUGGGAGGCCAGGUCUUUGGAGACCCGAACGAGACCGAGGUCAGAUUCACACCCAUCGAACACCUGAGCCUGCCGCUGCUUAGCGUGGCGCCCAGCGACAGAAGCCUGAGCGUGGAUCUUCACCCUCCGCUGGAGCGCCUCAGGCAGAGCUACGACAUUCUCCAUUACGAGCUCCAGAUCAGCAGCAGCAACCUGGAUAAGAUGGAGGUCAUCAAGACUCGGUCUCUGAGGAGCUAUAAGUGGGAUCGUUUGGAGCCCGGCAGGCGGUACUGUGUCGCCGUGCGAUUCUACGACAAUAUCGAGGACAUGCCCUCCAACUUCAGCCCGCCUGAGUGUGCUACAAUACCAGCCAUCUUCUCUCCAGACCCGCUGAUCUCGGGCAUGUUGUGCUCGUUGGUGAUCGUCACCAUGUUCUUCAUCUUCAUGCUGAUCGUGACCGGGUCCAUCUGUCUGAGACGGACGCUGCUGCCGUCGGUUCUGACGACCAUCCAUCACCUGGAGGAGGCGGGGCUCAACGAUCCCUACGUCAUCUCCCCACUGAACGUUGAGCAGACGGCGCCCUCUGCAGGCAAGAAGGGAAGCAGCUGCUCCUCCUCAGACGAGAGCGAUGAGGAGAGUGAGACGGAGAGCACGAGCACCAGCACAGGAGGGGCGUACACACAGCGGGCAGGCGCAAACCUCCUCUCCUCUUCAUCCUCUUCAUCAUCAUCUCUGACUCAGCCCAAACCACCACCUGUUGUCUCCUCCAAUCAGGAGCCGUACUCUCAGCGCAACGCCCUGAUUUCAACAGGAAGUCCUUCCAGAGCUGGGCUGGAGCUGAGGGUGGGCUGUGGAGGAAGACCUAAGGAGGAAGAGGAGAAGGAUGUGAACCUCCUCACAUUAACUUUCAGCAGGGUGGAACAGGAGGAAGAGGAGAAGGAUGUGAACCUCCUCACAUUAACUUUCGGCAGGGUGGAACAGGAGGAAGAGGAGGAGAAAAAAUCAGACUUCAUUGUGGAGGAGGUGGCGUUUGACUCAGUGCUCGCCAAGGAGGGCGCCACAGAAACUGUUCAUGAUGAAGAGGAGGAGGUCUGUGGAUACAUGGGGCGCUCGGGUAUCUGACAGAGCUCUUUAAGGUGCCUGGUUAUCAGGUCCACGUCUGGGUUCAUGUGGGCCAGGGUUUGAAAUGUUUUCAUUUUCCCUCCACCAGCAGUGGAGCAGACGUCGGCCAUUUUUAUUCUAACGUGUAGGUUCUCACCUCUUUGCUGAUAUUACUUAUUUGAAUCUGUCCGUCAGACGGGUGAGGUCCAGAGAUCGUCUCAUUGUUUCAGGUUCUAUUAAUAAGUGUGAGUUUCCCACUGAUGCAGGAGGUCCAGGACGUCCGUCCCUGCUGCGUCUCUGGAGAUGGCGACUCAGCCGCCUCUAAAAGGCUAACGUGAGGUUAGCGUCCGGUCUCCGCGGUGAGCAGCUAGAGGACGUCCCGUGUUAGGGAGGCGAUCUAUCUAAAUCUCAUGUUCCUGUUAGACUUUAGGUGGACUUUGAAACAUGUGAGCGCAGCACUGUAUUAAAUGUUGAGGCCAGUUCUGAGCAGGUUUAUUUUUAUCUCUUAUUUUAAAUAAAAACCAGUUUGUUUGUUUUGUCAGUGACGGACACACAGCUGUGUUUGUUGGGCAUUCCCAAACUCCGUCACGUAAUCAUCCCAGUGCCCGAAUCAAACUCUGACCCACACCGAGUCUGAACAAAAUGUUUCAUAUUCAGCCGUGCUUUGGAUUAUUACUCAUGUUUGCAUCAUGUGAUUAAAGCAGAGUAAGAAGGCAGUUAAAGAACCACUUUGUUCACCUG
Pelmatolapia mariae (spotted tilapia) is the source of this 2978-nucleotide messenger RNA. RefSeq names its product interferon alpha/beta receptor 2-like. The transcript is spliced from 8 exons. Gene Ontology annotation, cellular component: plasma membrane. Gene Ontology annotation, molecular function: protein binding; cytokine receptor activity. Gene Ontology annotation, biological process: cytokine-mediated signaling pathway. The record is from RefSeq and is a predicted model, not a curated record. Bases 861 to 2258 code for a protein of 465 amino acids. Lineage: Eukaryota; Metazoa; Chordata; Actinopteri; Cichliformes; Cichlidae.